AUGACCAAGAGCACUGGCGGUGAGAAAACGCCAGUUCGCAAUGCAGGUGACAAUACAUCAGGCACCGGUGCCAAAGACCAAACUGGCGAUUGGGAGGCUGCAGCUCUGCGGGCAUCAAAACUGUCCGUGAAGGAAGUCAGGCAGCUCAUUAUGCAAUGCUCUGCUUCGGAGCAAUCCUCACCUGUGCAGCCACCGACAUUGUCGUCACCAAUCUCGGAUUCAUCACCAGAGUCUUUCUCGUCCGUGUCCGGCGGCAUCCUUACUCCUGGGGCGCUGUCUCGUAUGAGGACCGAUUUUUCAACUGCUUUCAAUGAUUACCAGGGAGCGCCAUGGCUGUUAUCAACUGGGACCAAUGCCGAUGAUACUCUCUAUCAGCAUGUAAUGACGUUGGAUGUAGAGUCAGCCUUGCACUCCUUUGUGUUGGACCAAACAGGAUCGGUUGUGUAUUGCUUUGAAGAAGGAGAUCGAGUCCUUUUCAAGGAUUUUGUCAGGCGACACGACUCCACGCCGCGACCGGCAUUGCCACAGUGGAUGCAAGAGGACAUUUUACGGUACUCGUUGGCGCCAGGAGCAUUGCGGGAGCAAUUGAGUUGUGGAUGGAAACAUUCUGGCCAGAAUGCUUUGCCUACCACAGUCGACGAGCGUGAGGUUGAUGACUUCCGUUUAAUGCUGUAUCGUGUGAUAUUACGUCUGUCCUCUCUUUAUGAGAAACAUGGGAACAAGCUACCGAAUUCGAUGUCUGAGUCCUGGUAUGCUAUGAAAGUCUGGUCGAUUUUUUUUGAAGUUUUAGAGUGGGGUAGUGAGGACUUGGAGUUUCAACCUGGUGAGGUGUGCUCGAAUGCCUCAUCUCUACGGGUUGUGACAGAUUUCUUGCUGCUCAGGAAUCGUAUGGAAGCAAUGGCAAGGCUUAUAGAGGAUUGGUCCAAUACUGAUGUCAAUGGACUCAAGGAUAUGAUGUCAGGAUCAGCUCGCUCUUCUACUCCACCAGCCCAUGCCCGCACUCUAUCUACGCCCAAAAACUCACCAAAGCGCCGCCGAGGAGGUCUUUAUUAA
Messenger RNA from Gamsiella multidivaricata, 1053 nucleotides. RefSeq lists its product as uncharacterized. The record is from RefSeq and is a predicted model, not a curated record. The transcript is spliced from 4 exons. Bases 1 to 1053 code for a protein of 350 amino acids. NCBI's taxonomy places the organism in Eukaryota, Fungi, Mortierellomycota, Mortierellomycetes, Mortierellales, Mortierellaceae.